AUGACUUGGUGUGCAAAAAUUUAUGAUAUAUUUAAUGGAUGGAAUGACGCUGAUGAAAAUGAAUUACCAUCCACACCAGCUGCCAAAUCAAUUAAUGGUCUACCAGAAUCAUCAAUAACAUCAAAAGUUACUCGUCUUAGUUCAAUAAAUGAUAGUCCAUAUCUUGAAAGAUCUCAAUCCAUAUCAAGUGUAAACAAUCCAUUGAAUUAUAAUAAACAAAAUUAUGAUCGAUAUUUUUCAUCAUAUGUUGAUGAUGAUAAUUAUCAUCAUCAAGAAGAAAGAUCGUAUGGCAUUGCAACAAUUUCGAACAUGUCACUCAAUCUACCAUCAUCUUAUUUAAAGUAUAUAGGAAGCCAAAACGAACAUAACCAAGAACAACAACUGGCAAGAAGUUAUUCAUUUGAAUUGAAAAGAAAUAAUUUUUUACUACCAUCACCUGACGAUAUUGGCUAUCCAACGUCACAACAAAUGAAUCGACAACGAAAUAAUUUUGAUAAAUCAUUAAGAUCUUCAUCGAUAAAUGCUCUUGUGAAUACUGCUAUGAUAGGUAGUCAAAUUUCGUUAUCAAAUAGAAAGGAAUCAUUGAAUCCAAGAUUAUCAACACGUUCUUCAUAUUCAGUUGCUGAAUAUGAAACAAAUGAUAUACCAUGUAGAAAUAACGAACAAGUUGCACAAACUAUUCAAUACCACAUAAAACAGAUGUUGACAUCGUCACCCAAUAGUAUAUUUCCAAUGGUCUAUCGUUUUCCAUCAAAUGAAAUGUUAAAUUACAAAGAUCCUUAUCGUAUUGAAGGUGGAUAUGAUGAACCAUCACAAUGGAUAAUUCAAACAAAAAUAGCUCCAGUUGAAUGUCGAAUUAUAUCCGAUAAUGUUGCUUCAAUUUAUUCAAAUCAUUUUUAUGAUCAAUAUCAUUAUAAUUUAUUUGGAAUUGAUGAUAAUUCUAAUCCAAUUGUUAUGUCAAUUAAACCAUAUGAUAAUCGUUUAACAAUGAUUGUUCGUACAAAAGAAAUUUCAAAAUGUUUAGAUUUAAUUGAAAAUGAAUCAAAUUCAACUGAUUAUGUUUAUUUAGCAAGACAACUUUUUCCCUGUUUACAAGUUGAUCAUUUUGAAAAUUGUACAAAUUUCAAAGCACAACAAUUUAUAAAAACAUAUGAUGAAAAAUUAGAAACACAUAAAUUUAAAUUUGGUGUCAUUUAUCAAAGACGUGGACAAACAACAGAAGAAGAAUUUUUUAAUAAUGAACGUCAUGGACGAUCAUUAGAUGAAUUCUUAGAUAUCAUUGCAACAAGAGUUUCAUUAAAAAAUUUUAAAGGUUAUCGAGCUGGUCUUGAUGUAAGCGAACAAACAGAUUGUCCAAUAUCUUAUUAUGAAUUAUAUGAUCAUAAAGAAAUUAUGUUUCAUGUUAGUACAUUAUUACCAUUUACACAUUCAGAUACAUCACAAAUUCAACGUAAACGUCAUAUUGGAAAUGAUAUUGUUGCAAUUGUUUUUCAAGAGGAAAAUACACCAUUUCAUCCAACUAUGAUUAAAUCAAAUUUUUUACAUGCUUUUCUUGUUGUACAACCUGUUCAAGUACUGUCAAGAACAUGUUAUAAAAUGACAUUAGUCACUCGUGAUGAUAUUGAAGUAUUUACUCCAAUACUUCAACGAAAUGUUGUGUAUGUUCGUAGUGCUGAACAAUUAAAACCAUUUAUAUUAUCAAAAUUAAUUAAUACUGAAUAUGCAGCAUAUCGCUGUCGAACAUUUUCAUUAUUACAAGAACGUACACGUUGUUCAUAUUUAAAAACUUUAUGUGAAAAUUUAACUGAAAAAUCUUAUGAUUUAUUGUGUGAUGAACAAAAACGUGCUAGUCAUCGUCGUUUAUCUAUAUUAUCAAAUUCAACUAAAAAACGUUAUUUUUCAAAUAUGAAAAAAAUGUUUACACGAACUAAUAGUACACCCGAUGGCCCUCAACAAUCUAGUAAAUCUGAACAACCGAUGAGUGAUAAAGAACGACGAAAAACUGGAAAGAAAUUAUUACGAUUAGGAAAAUCAGAUAGUGGUGAUACUCAUCAACGUUCGUCAAUAACAAUAUCAUUACCUGAUCAAGAAUUAACACAUGACAAUGAUAUGAUUAAUCGACAUAUAACUGUUCGAAGUGAUGAAAGUUUAGAUAGUAGUGGUGAUAUACCAACAUCAGAACAACGCUCAACAACACAUCAUUAUCCUCCACGUUCAGUACACACAUACGUUGGAGAUGAAUCUGAUGAAGGAUUGGAUAGUAUGUCAUCAGCUGAUACAGCUUUUUCUCAUAAUCAUAAUCGUGUGCCAUAUGACAGUGAUGAUCAAGAUGCUUAUCGACAACAACUUCGUGAAAAGUCUCAACCAUCUCAUAUUUCACAUCCAUGGCAUCGUAUAGCCGGACAACGUCAAGCUAAUAUACAAAUUUAUACACCGCAAGUAGCUGGUAUUCAUAUAAGUGAAGCAGCAACUGUUUAA
Rotaria sp. Silwood2 is the source of this 2478-nucleotide messenger RNA. The record is from the annotation of a GenBank genome assembly. NCBI's taxonomy places the organism in Eukaryota, Metazoa, Rotifera, Eurotatoria, Philodinida, Philodinidae.